AUGGUGACGACAAAGAAGCCGAGGAGAGUGAAGGAGAGGCCGAUGUUUGCUGUGGUGGUGUUCUUGUCGCCUUUGCCGGAGGUGAUGACCACGACGCGUGGGGUCUCGCUGAAGUGCUGCCGCUUGCAGAUGUGCUGGAGGAGGGUUCAGAUUGGGGCAACAACGGCUAGGGUUUUGGGUUGUGCUGAAGGGCGGCAUGGAUUGAGGCGGCGACGACUAGGAUUUGGUCGGCAUCUUGAGGGUUUUCCAGGGGCUGAGGUGCGGCGUACAGUUUUAGGUUGUUCUGGAGGAGGUUCCAAUUGGGGCGGUGGCUACGGUUGGGGAAAGACGCCGGGAGGUGAAAUUUCGAUGGCGAGAGAGAAUGAGGGUGAAGGGGAUGGCGGCGAUUGGGACUCUCCUCGACGGGGUGCGGGGACGCCGGCGGAUUAA
Messenger RNA from Striga asiatica, 429 nucleotides. NCBI's taxonomy places the organism in Eukaryota, Viridiplantae, Streptophyta, Magnoliopsida, Lamiales, Orobanchaceae. The record is from the annotation of a GenBank genome assembly.